CCGAGCCGAGCCGAGCCGAGAUUUGAGGUACAACAAUGUAAUUUAAUAAUUAAUGGGGACCAACGGAGAAAUAAAAAGAAAAGACUGUGGCCUCACUGGGCGGUUGGGGAGCAUUUAGUUUGCUGCUGCUCUGCUCUGUCCCUCUCGCUCUCCCCCUCUCUUCUCAGCUCCGUCUUCGAAGUUGAAGCUAGCUCUGCUUCCCUCACUUCUGAAAUUGAAGAAAUCCUCUUCUUUAAUCUUCUUUGAGUAUUGUUACAGAUUGACACGAUCAUUCAUGGCGAUUAAACACGAUCUUCCGAUUUCAUUAGCUUAGAUUGUGUUGCAGACUUCUUUCUUGAGCUGCCUGCUCGAUCUCAUCAGUUUUUGGAUCUGAAGAUUUCGAAGAUGAUGAUUGAGGCAGAACUGUGUUCAUCUCGUGUUCUGUCUCCUUCUCGAGAAGAAAGUGGAGAUGAAGAGCUCUCUGUUCUUCCGAGGCACACCAAAGUAAUUGUGACUGGAAACAAUAGAACUAAGUCUGUUCUGGUUGGCCUGCAAGGCGUUGUCAAGAAGGCUGUAGGCCUUGGUGGUUGGCACUGGCUGGUCCUUAAAAAUGGUGUGGAAGUGAAGCUGCAAAGAAAUGCGCUUAGUGUAUUGGAAGCUCCAACGGGUAACGAAGAAGAUGAUGAAGAAAUGGAUUGUGACAACUCAUUCUGCAGCAGCUCUGACAUGGGAGAUAAAGAUGGUGAUUAUCCUAGCAUAGAGUUUCACAAGCCAACUAAGCCAAGGGUGAGGCACACAAGGCCUUGGACUUCCUCAGCCAAAUCAACUAAUCGUAGCAGUUACAGAGAUCUGCAGGCCAAUAACCACAAGCCUCACUUGAGGGUAAAUCUGGCAAAGCUGGGGACAGCGACGUUGUGGAGAUACUGGAAACACUUCAAUCUUGUGAGCAUCAAUCCAAAUCCAUCGAAGCAGCAACUUAUCACUGGGGUCCAGCAUCAUUUCCUCUCACAACAAGUGGAUGAGAUGCAGGCUAUUGUGGGCUUCAUCCACACGGCAAAGAGAUUGAAGGCUCCCUACUCUUAAUCAGUUUCCUCCUCUGUUUCAAGCGCAAGUGUUCUAUUGUAGCUCUGCUUAAUUUACUACUAACCACGCACUUUGUAGUAGGAUUAUGGACUUAAUUGUACUAUAUUUUUAUUAAUAACAUUUUAGGAGAGCAUAAGCAAUUUUGAUUUGUGCUCUUUGUA
Molecule: messenger RNA, 1223 nt
Organism: Phalaenopsis equestris
Lineage: Eukaryota; Viridiplantae; Streptophyta; Magnoliopsida; Asparagales; Orchidaceae
Exons: 7
Coding region: 385-1062 (225 amino acids)
Biological process (GO): regulation of DNA-templated transcription
Cellular component (GO): histone deacetylase complex
Molecular function (GO): transcription coregulator activity; protein binding
Source: RefSeq, a predicted model, not a curated record